Molecule: messenger RNA, 699 nt
Organism: Naegleria fowleri
Lineage: Eukaryota; Heterolobosea; Eutetramitea; Acrasida; Naegleriidae
Exons: 3
Coding region: 1-699 (232 amino acids)
Biological process (GO): snoRNA guided rRNA pseudouridine synthesis; ribosome biogenesis
Cellular component (GO): box H/ACA snoRNP complex
Molecular function (GO): box H/ACA snoRNA binding
Source: RefSeq, a predicted model, not a curated record
AUGAGAGGUUCUGGAGGAAGAGGAGGAGGUAGCUUUGGUGGUAGAGGCGGUGGUGGUCGCGGCGGAGGAAGAGGAGGAGGCCGAGGUGGUGGUCGUGGAGGUGGACGAGGAGGCUCUGGAGGCUCAAAAGGAGAGGAAUAUCCACCAGAAGAAAUCAAAUUGGCUGGUACUUUUGAAAAGCCUGCUGGUACUGACUUUUUGUUCAAAUCGGCACUCGACUCUGAAAAGCUCAUUCCAUUGUGCAAUUCAAAUGCAUACACAAAAGACAAGACACUUCUUGGUAAAUUGAAGGAAGUAUUAGGUCCUGUCAACAAGGUUUACUUCUCAGUGGAAAAGGAUGCUAACUUUAGAGGUGCUAUUGGUAACGAAACUGUUGUUUAUCUCAACACUAAGCGUAUUUUGCCAUUGGAACGAUUCCUUCCACCAGAAGCAAAGAAUCCACUCAUGCCAAAGGAAAAGAAGGCAGGUGGUGCCGGUGGUCGUGGAGGAAGAGGUGGUAGAGGUCGAGGUGGUGGUCGAGGAGGACCAAGAGGAGGCGGCAGAGGAGGUGGCCGUGGAGGUAGCAGUGAUCGUGGUGGUGGCCGUGGAGGUGGAAAGUUCGGUGGUGACCGCAGUGGAGGUAGAGGUGGAUUUGGAGGUGGUGACCGUGGUGGCAAAUUUGGAGCCGGUGGAAAGUUUGGAAAUAGCAAGAAGUUUUAA